Venturia canescens is the source of this 1223-nucleotide messenger RNA. Its product is annotated as pupal cuticle protein 20-like. Gene Ontology annotation, molecular function: structural constituent of chitin-based larval cuticle. The record is from RefSeq and is a predicted model, not a curated record. Bases 256 to 993 code for a protein of 245 amino acids. The transcript is spliced from 5 exons. NCBI's taxonomy places the organism in Eukaryota, Metazoa, Arthropoda, Insecta, Hymenoptera, Ichneumonidae. Gene Ontology annotation, cellular component: chitin-based extracellular matrix.
UUCAACGUCGUCGUAAAAUGUUGAGAAGAUCAGAGCACGUGUCUGUGGGUACGAAUGGUGGGGGGAAGACGAUUCCUUCGGUAUAUACAUCAUAGUAGACUCUCAAGAAGUAUAUAAGGAACCGGCACAUCGACGAUAGAUUCACAAUUACCCUCAGGAACGUUCCCAAGUGCACAAAUUCCAGGGGGGAAGUUAAAAUCAAGCAGAAAAAUAAAAUUUUCUUUCGCUCUUUUCCAAAAUCGAGGAGAUUUAAAAAUGGGAUCGCACUACGCGCUCACGGUGAUGGCCAUCGUGGGAACCUGCUACGCUGCGAGGCUCGAAAAUACUUAUCUGCCUCCUGGAAGUGCAGCCGGAGCCGGGGGCGGUGGAUUAAUCUCUGGACCGAAUAGACCUGGAGGCGGUGGGCCAGGACGACCAGGAGGUGGAUUCGGAGGUCCGGGGGGUCCUGGAGGGAGACCCGGAGGUUCCGCUGGAUUGCCAAGUGGUGGCGGAGGCGGAGGAGGACGUCCAGGCGGCCAGGGGGGUGGCUCCGGAGGCCCGCCGAUCCCGAUCGUCUCCUUCGACAGUGAAAACAACGGCGACGGAAAUUACCGCUUCAGUUACGAAACCGGAAAUGGCAUAAGUGCCCAGGAAACCGGGCAAACUCAAGGCGACACGGAAUCCGUGAGCGGCUCGUACUCUUACACAGGACCCGACGGAGUCCAGUACACGGUCACGUACACCGCCGACGCGGACGGUUUCCACGCCGAGGGUGCCCAUUUACCGACCCCUCCGCCAAUUCCACCGGAAAUUCAAAGAGGCGUCGAAUUGUCACUCGCUGCUGAGGCGCGAGGCGAGAACCAGGAUGGCUCGUACUCCGGUGAAGGGGCUGGUCAAGGCGGGGGCGGGCGUGGCUCCGGUUUCGGAGGCGGCGGCCGAGGCAACGCUGGCACCGCUGGCUCGUACCAAGGACCAAACUCCUACCAGGCCAGCUCGAAGGGAUACCAGUACUGAAGGGCCUGAAAAAAGGGAGGAAAAACGUCCAAACAUUUACACCUCAUGCAGCAGAAACGGAAAAGCCUCAGUCCGAUGAACACAAUAUUUAACGUACACAAAGACAAAAAUGAAAUUAACAAAAGACAGAAAAAUACUCACUCAAAGCUUAUGUACAUAACAAUCAAUGUGAAUCGCUGUAAACAAUUGUUUUUUUUUUAUAUUAUUUAUAAAGACGAAAUGUGGAGAAA